Messenger RNA from Dothidotthia symphoricarpi CBS 119687, 1314 nucleotides. RefSeq names its product heme oxygenase-like protein. The transcript has 2 exons. Bases 1 to 1314 code for a protein of 437 amino acids. The record is from RefSeq and is a predicted model, not a curated record. NCBI's taxonomy places the organism in Eukaryota, Fungi, Ascomycota, Dothideomycetes, Pleosporales, Dothidotthiaceae.
AUGGGCAGACACGCCAACCCGGACAUCCGCCGGGCGUUCCAGGAGUUCCAGGACCAGGACACGCCGUCCAAGUGCAACAAGGUCAAGUGCAUGCACUGCGGCUACGUGCGCGCGAAGAACACGACGCGCCAGAUCGAGCACCUCCAGGAGUGCCAGGCGUACCUGGCCUCGCCCGACGCCCAGGCCCACGUCGCGCCGCACGCCCAUGGGCCGCCCGUCGAGGCCAGCAUCGUGUCGCAGGCCCCCAGCGCCAUCCUGAGCGGCCAGCAGCCCAACCCGAACCUGCAGGUGCACCGCCGCGGGCCCAACAACAAGCGCGCCCGCGACGGCCAGCUGCUUGCGCCCAGCAGCCCCAUGCCCAUGCACCCGCACCACGCCCCCUCGCUCACUGCCCACCUGCUGGCCAUCUGCGCCGCGCCCUUUGCCCACGCCACCCAGCAGCCCUUCCUCUCGCACGCCGGCUGUGGCUCGCUGGCCGCCGGGCCGCUGGCGCAGUGGCUGGUGCAGGACGGCCACUAUGCCCGCGGCUACAUCCGCUUCGUCGGCCAGCUGCUGGCCAAGAUCCGCCUGCCGCAGACGCACAACUCGCAGUUCCACCCCAUGUACCGCACCAUGGACCUGCUCAUCUCCGCCCUGAACAACAUGCGCCGCGAGAUGCAGUUCUUCGAGAUCACCGCCACAAAGUACGGCCUCACCCUGGGCCACGAAGCCCCCACGCCCAUCACCCGCGCCCUGCUCGAUCUGUUUGUGAGCGCCAGCAGCUCCAGCGCCUCGCUCCUCGAGGGCAUGGUGGUCCUGUGGGGGAUUGAGCACUGCUACCGCUCCGCCUGGCAGUACGCCUCGUCCUUCAGCACCACCCUCUCCACGCCCAGCAACGACGCCCACAUCAUAGCCCUCCACCAAGCCUUGAUCCCCAACUGGACAUCGCCUGCCUUCAGCAAGUUCGUGGACGCAACACGGGCCCUCGUCGACGAGCUCGCCAACAUCACCACUACCCGCGACGGCAAAGAAGAGAUGGUCCGCUGCGAGGAGAUCUUCCGACAGAUAUGCUGGCUGGAAGAGCGCUUCUGGCCAGAGGUAGAUGGAAUGGGCGAAGAAGACGACAACUCACAUCUUGCCCCGGCCGGCCUGGGGAUGAGCGGCAUGGACAACAACCCCGUCAACAAUGGCGGAUCCAGCUUCAAUAACGGUCCUAUGAGUGGGCCAAUGACCUCUGCUAUCAAUGGUGGCGACAGCACACCUGUCGGUGACGGCAGAAACAGCUUUACAAUUCCCAACACCAACGGACUCGAUGGCGUCAACCAGGGUCCGUAG